Molecule: messenger RNA, 8400 nt
Organism: Gorilla gorilla gorilla (western lowland gorilla)
Lineage: Eukaryota; Metazoa; Chordata; Mammalia; Primates; Hominidae
Gene: CLIP1
Product: CAP-Gly domain containing linker protein 1
Exons: 28
Coding region: 354-6959 (2201 amino acids)
Biological process (GO): cytoplasmic microtubule organization; positive regulation of microtubule polymerization
Cellular component (GO): nucleus; microtubule plus-end; cell cortex
Molecular function (GO): microtubule plus-end binding
Source: RefSeq, a predicted model, not a curated record
UUCAGGGGACAGGAUUAAGCUGUGAAUGAACCUCCCAAACCCAGGAAUAUGAUAUGAGAACAUAGCCUUUGAAUUUCUCUCUCAAGUUUGACUUGAAAAAUCAGCCUCAGAAACAUCUUUAUCUUAAGAUAGAUUUCCGUUGCUCUCAGAACGUCUCUCCCCUGACCUUCUGUUAUUAAGUUCAUGGACAUACAGCAUUUUAGAAUUAGGUGGGGGCUCUGAAGUCUGCGAGUGCAGCUGUGCACAGAUUUAAUCCAGAGACUGACUUCACUAUAGAACCCACAGUUGUAUCAAUGGUUGGGGAAAGAUAGUGGCAACAGGCAAAGGAGAAACAGCUCUGACAUACAAAGAAAAUGAGUAUGCUAAAGCCAAGUGGGCUUAAGGCCCCCACCAAGAUCCUGAAGCCUGGAAGCACAGCUCUGAAGACACCUACGGCUGUUGUAGCUCCAGUAGAAAAAACCAUAUCCAGUGAAAAAGCAUCAAGCACUCCAUCAUCUGAGACUCAGGAGGAAUUUGUGGAUGACUUUCGAGUUGGGGAGCGAGUUUGGGUGAAUGGAAAUAAGCCUGGAUUUAUCCAGUUUCUUGGAGAAACCCAAUUUGCACCAGGCCAGUGGGCUGGAAUUGUUUUAGAUGAACCCAUAGGCAAGAAUGAUGGUUCGGUGGCAGGAGUUCGGUAUUUCCAGUGUGAACCUUUAAAGGGCAUAUUUACCCGACCUUCAAAGUUAACAAGGAAGGUGCAAGCAGAAGAUGAAGCUAAUGGCCUGCAGACGACGCCCGCCUCCCGAGCUACUUCACCGCUGUGCACUUCUACGGCCAGCAUGGUGUCUUCCUCCCCCGUCACCCCCUCAAACAUCCCUCAGAAACCAUCACAGCCAGCAGCAAAGGAACCUUCAGCUACGCCUCCGAUCAGCAACCUUACAAAAACUGCCAGUGAAUCUAUCUCCAACCUUUCAGAGGCUGGCUCAAUCAAGAAGGGAGAAAGAGAGCUCAAAAUCGGAGACAGAGUAUUGGUUGGUGGCACUAAGGCUGGUGUAGUCCGGUUUCUUGGGGAGACCGACUUUGCCAAGGGGGAGUGGUGUGGCGUGGAGUUAGAUGAGCCACUUGGGAAGAAUGAUGGCGCUGUUGCUGGAACAAGGUAUUUUCAGUGUCAACCCAAAUAUGGCUUGUUUGCUCCUGUCCACAAAGUUACCAAGAUUGGCUUCCCUUCCACUACACCAGCCAAAGCCAAGGCCAACGCAGUGAGGCGAGUGAUGGCGACCACGUCCGCCAGCCUGAAGCGCAGCCCUUCUGCCUCUUCCCUCAGCUCCAUGAGCUCAGUGGCCUCCUCUGUGAGCAGCAGGCCCAGUCGGACAGGACUAUUGACUGAAACCUCCUCCCGUUACGCCAGGAAGAUCUCCGGUACCACUGCCCUCCAGGAGGCCCUGAAGGAGAAGCAGCAGCACAUUGAGCAGCUGCUGGCGGAACGGGAUCUGGAGAGGGCGGAGGUGGCCAAGGCCACGAGCCACGUGGGGGAGAUAGAGCAGGAGCUAGCUCUGGCCCGGGACGGACAUGACCAGCAUGUCCUGGAAUUGGAAGCCAAAAUGGACCAGCUGCGAACAAUGGUGGAAGCUGCUGACAGGGAGAAGGUGGAGCUUCUCAACCAGCUUGAAGAGGAGAAAAGGAAGGUUGAGGACCUUCAGUUCCGGGUUGAAGAAGAAUCAAUUACCAAAGGUGAUCUUGAGCAAAAGAGCCAGAUUUCUGAAGAUCCUGAGAAUACGCAGACCAAACUGGAGCAUGCCCGCAUUAAGGAGCUUGAACAGAGCCUGCUCUUUGAAAAGACCAAAGCUGACAAACUCCAGAGGGAGUUAGAAGACACUAGGGUGGCUACAGUUUCAGAAAAGUCACGUAUAAUGGAACUGGAGAAAGACCUAGCAUUGAGAGUACAGGAAGUAGCUGAGCUCCGAAGAAGGCUAGAGUCCAAUAAGCCUGCUGGGGAUGUGGACAUGUCACUUUCCCUUUUGCAAGAGAUAAGCUCUUUGCAAGAAAAGUUAGAAGUCACCCGUACUGACCACCAGAGAGAAAUAACUUCUCUGAAGGAGCAUUUUGGAGCCCGGGAAGAAACUCAUCAGAAGGAGAUAAAGGCUCUGUAUACCACCACGGAAAAGCUUUCCAAAGAGAACGAGUCAUUGAAAAGCAAGCUGGAGCAUGCCAACAAAGAGAACUCAGAUGUGAUAGCUCUAUGGAAGUCCAAACUGGAGACUGCCAUUGCGUCCCACCAGCAGGCGAUGGAAGAACUGAAAGUAUCUUUCAGCAAAGGGCUUGGGACAGAGACGGCAGAAUUUGCUGAACUAAAAACACAAAUAGAGAAAAUGAGACUAGAUUACCAACACGAAAUAGAAAAUUUGCAGAAUCAACAAGACUCUGAACGGUCUGCUCAUGCUAAAGAGAUGGAAGCCUUGAGGGCUAAACUGAUGAAAGUUAUUAAAGAAAAGGAAAACAGUCUGGAAGCCAUCAAGUCGAAACUGGACAAAGCAGAAGACCAGCAUCUCGUAGAAAUGGAAGACACGUUAAACAAAUUACAGGAAGCUGAAAUAAAGGUAAAGGAGCUAGAGGUACUGCAAGCCAAAUGCAAUGAACAAACCAAGGUUAUUGAUAAUUUUACAUCACAGCUCAAGGCUACUGAAGAAAAGCUCUUGGAUCUUGAUGCACUUCAGAAAGCCAGUUCCGAAGGUAAAUCGGAAAUGGAGAAACUUAGACAGCAGCUUGAGGCAGCUGAGAAACAGAUUAAACAUUUAGAGAUUGAAAAGAAUGCUGAAAGUAGCAAGGCUAGUAGCAUUACCAGAGAGCUCCAGGGGAGAGAGCUAAAGCUUACUAACCUUCAGGAAAAUUUGAGUGAAGUCAGUCAAGUGAAAGAGACUUUGGAAAAAGAACUUCAGAUUUUGAAAGAAAAGUUUGCUGAAGCUUCAGAGGAGGCAGUCUCUGUUCAGAGAAGUAUGCAAGAAACUGUAAAUAAGUUACACCAAAAGGAGGAACAGUUUAACAUGCUGUCUUCUGACUUGGAGAAGCUGAGAGAAAACUUAGCAGAUAUGGAGGCAAAAUUUAGAGAGAAAGAUGAGAGAGAAGAGCAGCUGAUAAAGGCAAAGGAAAAACUGGAAAAUGACAUUGCAGAAAUAAUGAAGAUGUCAGGAGAUAACUCUUCUCAGCUGACAAAAAUGAACGAUGAAUUACGUCUGAAAGAAAGAGAUGUAGAAGAAUUACAGCUAAAACUUACAAAGGCUAAUGAAAAUGCAAGUUUUCUGCAAAAAAGUAUUGAGGACAUGACUGUCAAAGCUGAACAGAGCCAGCAAGAAGCAGCUAAAAAGCAUGAGGAAGAAAAGAAAGAAUUGGAGAGGAAAUUGUCGGACCUGGAAAAGAAAAUGGAAACAAGCCACAACCAGUGUCAGGAGCUGAAAGCCAGGUAUGAGAGAGCCACUUCUGAGACAAAAACCAAGCAUGAAGAAAUCCUACAGAACCUCCAGAAGACGCUGCUGGACACAGAGGACAAGCUGAAGGGCGCACGGGAGGAGAACAGUGGCUUGCUACAGGAGCUGGAGGAGCUGAGAAAGCAAGCCGACAAAGCCAAAUCGCUAACUUAUUUGUUAACAUCAGCCAAAAAAGAAAUUGAACUAAUGUCAGAAGAGCUGAGGGGUCUGAAAUCAGAGAAGCAGCUUCUUUCGCAGGAGGGAAAUGAUUUAAAGUUAGAAAACGGUUCACUUUUAUCCAAGCUUGUAGAAUUGGAGGCCAAAAUAGCUUUACUUCAGGGAGACCAGCAGAAACUGUGGUCAGUGAAUGAAACUCUUAAUUUAGAAAAGGAGAAAUUCUUAGAAGAAAAACAAGAUGCCGAAAAGUAUUAUGAGCAGGAACAUCUCAAUAAAGAAGCUUUGGCUGUUGAGAGAGAGAAAUUGCUUAAAGAAAUCAGUGUUGCACAGGAAGAACUCUUGAAGAUAAAUGUGGAAAAUGACUCUUUGCAAGCUUCCAAGGUGAGCAUGCAGGCGCUCAUUGAAGAGCUCCAGCUCAGCAAAGAUACUUUGAUUGCUAAGACUGAGAAGGACCAGGAAGAAAAAGAUCACCUGGAGGACCAGAUCAAGAAACUUAUUACCGAAAACUUCAUCUUGGCCAAAGAUAAGGAUGACAUCAUUCAGAAGCUUCAAAGGUCUUAUGAGGAGCUAGUCAAAGAUCAGAAAGCUUUGGUACAGGAGAUUGAAGAUCUCACAGCUGAGAAAAAGUCAGCUUUAGAGAAACUGUCCAAUCUCGAUAACACGUGCAUAGCCUUAAAGGUAGAACGAGAUAAUGUUGUUCAGAACAACAGAAAUCUGCAGUUAGAGACGGACAUGCUGCUGCAAGAUCAGGAAAAGCUGAAUGCCAGCCUCCAGGCCUCUCUCCAGGUCAAACAGCUGCUCUGCUCAGAAGCCACUGGGCUCCGCGCACAGCUGGAUGAUGCCAGCAAGGCCCUGAGGAAGGCAGAGCUGGAGACCAUGCAACUCCAGGCCACAAACACAAGCCUCACAAAGCUCUUGGAGGAAAUUAAGGCCAGGCGGGUGGUCACGGACUCCGAGUGCAUCCAGCUUCUGCAUGAGAAAGAAACCUUGGCUGCCUCCGAGACAAGGCUCUUGGCUGAGAAAGAGGAACUUUUAAGUGAAAAUAGAAUAAUCACUGAAAAACUCCACAAAUGCUCAGAAGAGGCUGCCCAUACUGAGAUGAGCCUGAAUGAGAAGAUCGCUUACCUGACUUCCGAGAAGGAGAUGGCUUCUCAGAAAAUGACUAAACUUAAAAAGCAGCAGGAUAGUCUCUUGAAAGAAAAAUCCUCACUGGAAAUGCAAAAUGGAGCUUUACUUGCAGAGAGAGAGAAUUCCAUCAAAGCCAUAGGAGACCUCAAAAGGCAAUGUGAUCAAGAGUCUGCAAACAGAAGUUUAAUUGUGCAAGAGAAUAUGAAACUCCUCGGUAAUAUUGACGCUCUGAAGAAGGAGCUUCAAGAGAGAAGAAAGGAAAACCAAGAACUAGUGGCCAGCAAGUGCGACCUCUCUUUGAUGCUGAAAGAGGCUCAAAAUGCCAAAAAGAAUCUGGAAAAAGAACACACUCACAUAUUGCAAGCAAAGGAGAGUUUGGAUGCUCAACUUAACACGUGUUGUUCCGAGAAGAACAUUUUGCUGAGAGAUGGCUUGAACCUGCAAGAAGAGUGUCACAAAUUAAGCAAGGAGAUCCAGGAAAUGCAGCAGUCCUUAAUCCUGGAACAGGAAGCCAGAGCAAAGGAGAGCGAGUCAUCCUUGUACGAAAACAAUCAACUUCACGGGAGGAUGGUGCUCCUGGAGCAGGAGUUGGAGGAGUUAAGAGUGUGUAUCGAGGAGCUGCGGUCCGAGAAGUUUGUGCUACUUCAAGAGAAGACCAAAUCAGAGCAAGAACUGGCAGAGAUAAUUGAGGAGAAGGAACUGUUGACUGCAGAAGCAGCUCAACUUGCUGCCCAUGUAAAGACUCUGAAAAGUGAUUUUGCUGCCUUGUCCAAAUCCAAGGCAGAGCUGCAGGAACUGCACAGCUGCGUCACCAAGAUUCUGGAUGACCUUCAGCGGAACCAUGAGGUGACCCUGGCCGAAAAAGCCCAGGUGAUGCAAGACAACCAGAACCUCCUGGCUGAGAAGAGCGAAAUGAUGCUGGAAAAGGAUGAGCUCCUGAAGGAGAAGGAAACCCUGGCAGAAAGCUACUUCAUCCUUCAGAAAGAGAUCAGCCAGUUGGCCAAAACCAACAGCCAUAUUUCAGCCAAUCUCCUAGAAUCUCAAAAUGAAAACCGUACUUUGAGAAAAGACAAGAACAAGCUUACUCUUAAACUUAGAGAGCUCGAGACUCUUCAGUCAUUUACGGCUGCUCAAACAGCGGAAGAUGCCAUGCAGAUAAUGGAACAGAUGACCAAAGAGAAGACUGAGACUCUGGCCUCCUUGGAGGACACCAAGCAAACAAAUGCAAAACUACAGAAUGAAUUGGACACACUUAAAGAAAACAACUUGAAAAAUGUGGAAGAGCUGAACAAAUCGAAAGAACUCCUGACUGUAGAGAAUCAAAAAAUGGAAGAAUUUAGGAAAGAAAUAGAAACCCUAAAGCAGGCAGCAGCUCAGAAGUCCCAGCAGCUUUCAGCGUUGCAAGAAGAGAACGUUAAACUUGCUGAGGAGCUGGGGAGAAGCAGGGACGAAGUCACAAGUCAUCAAAAGCUGGAAGAAGAAAGAUCUGUGCUCAAUAAUCAGUUGUUAGAAAUGAAAAAAAGCUUGCCCAGUAACACUUUAAGAGAAUCCAAGUUCAUAAAAGACGCAGAUGAAGAGAAAGCUUCCUUGCAGAAAUCCAUCAGUAUAACUAGUGCCUUACUCACAGAAAAGGAUGCCGAGCUGGAGAAACUGAGAAAUGAGGUCACAGUGCUCAGGGGAGAAAACGCCUCUGCCAAGUCCUUGCAUUCAGUUGUUCAGACUCUAGAGUCUGAUAAGGUGAAGCUCGAGCUCAAGGUAAAGAACUUGGAGCUUCAACUCAAAGAAAACAAGAGGCAGCUCAGCAGCUCCUCAGGUAAUACAGACACUCAGGCAGAUGAGGAUGAAAGAGCCCAGGAGAGUCAGAUUGAUUUCCUAAAUUCAGUAAUAGUGGACCUUCAAAGGAAGAAUCAAGACCUCAAGAUGAAGGUGGAGAUGAUGUCAGAAGCAGCCCUGAAUGGGAACGGGGAUGACCUAAACAAUUAUGACAGUGAUGAUCAGGAGAAACAGUCCAAGAAGAAACCUCGCCUCUUCUGUGACAUUUGUGACUGCUUUGAUCUCCACGACACAGAGGAUUGUCCUACCCAGGCACAGAUGUCAGAGGACCCUCCCCAUUCCACACACCAUGGCAGUCGGGGUGAGGAACGCCCAUACUGUGAAAUCUGUGAGAUGUUUGGACACUGGGCCACCAACUGCAAUGACGACGAAACCUUCUGAUGAAGCCUCCAGUGGAGAACUGGGCUUGCUCAGACGCACUCGCAUUGACACAACGUAACACCAGCAUUGUGUGUGCAGACUUCAGGAGAACUCAUGUUAUUUUUUAACCCCGUCAACAAAUCUAGGAAAAUAUUUUGAUCUUCAACAAAUUGCCCUUUAGUCUCCCCGUAUGAGUUAGAAUAAUAAAUAUUUAGUAGGUGAGUUUUCACCUCGAAUUUUAUUUUCUUGAUUUUUACAUUUGAAGACAUUGCACCAGAUGCCAUUACAUUUAUUGGCCCCCCGACCUUGUAGAAAAAUCCCUACCCUCACAAUACCUUAUUUAAGUAACUUUAAAUUAUGCCGUUACUUUUCAUAUUUGCACUAAGAUAUUUCCAGGCUGCAUUUGUAUAUUUAGAUUUUUUGGUUAAGCUUUGACACUGGAAUGAGUUGAAAAAAUGUGCCAUUUUGCAUUUUCAUCUACUCAUUUAAAGUAUUUUAUUCUUAUUCAAAGAAAUACCUGAGCUCUUUGCACUACCUGUUAUCAGUAGUGCCUUUACUUCAGGCUUGAUAAUACUUAGGUGUGAUUAUAAAAUCAUGAAGCAGGUAAAGGGAGGGGCAAGCCCCCAAACUGCUGUGGGGACAUUUUAUAAUCUACAUGCUGCACCCACUUAAUCUACUGUGGUGUUUUGUUUAUUAGUUUUGCAUAAUUUCAGCUUCUAUAUAUUAUAAGUAUAUAUUUUUAAAAAAUCUAUAUUUUGGGAAAAAAACAUACACAAUGUGUCUUUCUUUUUGGACAUUUACCUUUUUGAAAAAGAAAACACUUAAAAUGAUCAUUAGGACAUAACAGACUAGGCCAGACAUAGCAUCUUGUGGCUUUGCAACCAUUUUCAUUUGUUUGUUUUCCUUUUAUUUCUUAACCAGAUUUAAAUAACUGGAGGAAUUUUCUCCAAUUUUUUUUCCUUCUCUAGCAGGUAUCCCCAGCAGUCAAUUAACAAUAAGCCAGUAUAAAACACCUAAAUAACCAAUCUACAAUCUUCCUUCACAAGUUUUUUUUACUGUUUUUAGAUGAAUGUACGAUGAGAAAUUCAACGUUAAUAAUUUUGGAUUUUCUUAUCACAAAAAAGAAAAUGAAAGACCUCAAAGCACCUGAACAGUUUAUCGACCAGUUUGAAUCUAUUUAUCUUCAUUUGAAUGUCUUCUAGAAUAUGUAAAAAGUAAUAAAAUGUAUCUUCCAUGCUACAUGUACAAUAAGAACUUCUAUAAUUGUAUAUAUGCCUUUGAUGUAUUUUCCCCUCAAGAUUAUCAACUGUGUGUUCGACAGUGAAUAUUAAAUCUGUUACCAGUUGAAAUUUUUGGUUAUAAAUGUAAUACGAAUUGUUUCACAAACAAAAAACAUGUAAAGCAGUAUUAAAAUUUGGCCAAACAAGUGUUCUGUAUCUACUUUAAUAAAUGGUUAUUCUUU